Molecule: messenger RNA, 635 nt
Organism: Hyalella azteca
Lineage: Eukaryota; Metazoa; Arthropoda; Malacostraca; Amphipoda; Hyalellidae
Gene: boca
Product: LDLR chaperone boca
Exons: 3
Biological process (GO): protein folding
Source: RefSeq, a predicted model, not a curated record
UGCCUUAUGAAAAAAAAUUAAUACUGUAAUACCAAAGAAAACAUUGUACCUUUUGCUUCAGAUUAUUUUUUCUAAGCUGUCUUGACCAUUUAAAAUCAUUUAUGGCUACAGCUGGUCUCUACUUCAUAGUCUUCCUGGCUCUUGUUGGCUGUGUCAAUUGCCGAAAACAUGAAGGUGCUGAAAAGCCUGAGUGGGCCAAGAAAGACAUACGGGACUACAAUGAUGCAGAUUUGGAGCGGUUACUGGACCAAUGGGAGGAAGAUGAAGAGCCGCUGGAGCCAGACGAGCUCCCUGAACAUCUGAGGCCACAGCCCCAGUUUCAGUUUGACCCGACUGCACUGAAUGAUCCUGAGCAGCUGCUGAAAGCCAGUAAGAAAGGCCGGUCCUUGAUGAUGUUUGUGAAAGUGAAGAGCAAAUACAGCAAAAAUGAAGUGGAAGAAAUCACUAAGUUGUGGCAAGGUUCCCUGCACAAUAAUCAUGUUCAGGCCGAGAGGUACAUGGUGGACGACCAGCGCGCAAUCUUCAUGUUUGGGGACGGCAGUCAAGCCUGGGACGCUAAGGACUUCCUAGUGCAGCAGGAGCAGCUUGAGGACUGCACCAUAGAUAAUAAAGUCUACCCAGGCCACCACACUCGC